Messenger RNA from Guillardia theta CCMP2712, 1941 nucleotides. RefSeq lists its product as hypothetical. The coding region runs from base 1 to 1941 and encodes 646 amino acids. Lineage: Eukaryota; Cryptophyceae; Pyrenomonadales; Geminigeraceae. The record is from RefSeq and is a predicted model, not a curated record. The transcript is spliced from 5 exons.
AUGAACGAGAUGAAAGACUGUGAGAAGGAGCCCAAGGCGAUGGCACAAGCAAGCCCAGAGGAUGAAAGCACGCGUGCAGACUGCGGCCAACACAGUGGAACUCUCACUAUUGACCCUAGUGGAGGUUGCAAGGAGGAUAAGAUGGAGCGUGAAUCUAUCCAAGAACUCUCAGGAACGGUCUGUUCCUUCGACAGAAGCAUUGAAGAAGGUCAGAUUCGGACAGAUGAUGGUGUCACAUAUAACUUCAAAAUAUCAUCUUUUGUUGAUCCAAGCCAGAUAUUUGAAGUCAAUCAGCGCAUUCGAUUCCAUGUACGCCAGAGCGACAACCAAGUCAUGGACUUAAUGUUGCUCACCACAACUGGCGGCCAGCAACUGGAAACCUCGUCCGAUGAAGAAUGCUUCUUGGCCGAUUACACAAAGGCUGGAUCUGCAGGGCCCGGAAAUAGCUUGAAAUUCAAGCACUACAAUGCAGUGAAGAAAGCAAAGAUCUCUCGGGCACUGGUGGAGGUUGAUCCUGAUGUGCAGCUGAGGGUACGGAAAGAGCCUUCGGUGGAUGCUGAGGAAAUAAUGUCAAUCGGGGCGGAUGAUGUCGUCGAGGUUGUCGGGGAGUGCGGCAACUUUCUGAGGUUGUCCGGAGACGAGGAGAGAUGGAUUCUCUACCAGCAGGACGACAUUAUUCUCAUAGAUUUUCUCUUGUCGAGUUGGUCAUGGGGUGGUAGCUGGGGAUUUGGAAACAAAGCAAGUACCAUUGAGGUUGAUAGCAUGGAUGAAGAAAAGCAUGAGAAUUCCGAGAAGGAUUCUUCGCAGAGUUGGAAUUUCUCAGGUUGGACCAAGACUGUGGCAUCUUAUGCUCCUGUGGCGAGUGCGCUUGGAACUGUAUCAGCAGUAAGCAAGAACAUACUCGCAGCAGGCAAUGAUGAUAAAACACAACCUGAAGUCCAUACAAGUGAUAGUGAGGGUCCAGACCUUGCUGAUUCGAUCACGGGUGAAUUUGAUCUUUUGAUCUUGUUUUUUUCUUACUCUUCCAUUGUUUUAGCAAAGGUCGAACAGAGUUUCGACAAACCGAUGGAGUUGGAACAGGGAGGGCUGACGUCGGUGCGGGUUGUUUCGCAGGGCAUCUCAAUGAUAGAAGGGACACUCGGGUGGCUGGGGAGUACGGCAAAGGAGAAGGCCAAAGCAGUCUCAGAGUCCAUCAACAGUGACGACUUGAUGGAUAAGGCUUGGUCUGGUGUCGCCUCGGGGGUCAAGGCGUCUUCCAACGCUGUCUCCAGUGCUUCAGAACUUGCUUCUCGCACAACGAACGCAGUUGUCAACAGUGAAACUAUUAGCAAGGUUGGGCGGUUUGGUAAGGAUACUUUUGCAAACGUCAGCAACACGGUCAUGUCUGCAGCGGGGUCUGUGCUGGUGAACAGCAAGGAUAAUGAUGCCUCUCAUCCCAACCGCUCGCUUGGCGGAGUUUUAUCUAUCGAACUAAGUGGAUGCGUGAUACAACGAGAUCCGCACGUCGACGAUGAAGAUGAGGACCCGUUCAUGUCAGACGAUUACAACACGACACCCAUGACAUCUGGUGUAUCUUAUCUGCGUAGCUGCUCCAGCUGUUCAAGCCCGCGUUCUUCGCUGGUUGUCAUCAAGGAACUUCUACGAAAGCACAGGAACCUCAAGAGAGAGUGGGAUGAGAAAGCCGAUCUGUGCAAAGAGCUUGGCGUGACGUUUGCAAUCGAAGCUAGCGUCACUGGCGCUGGGAUUCUGGAAAGCGUGGUAGAGAACGUCUUGCUGUUUGGGGAUGGCUAUGAAGUAAGCGAGGCCAUCAAACCUUGCGAGGAAGGGGCAGAAGAAAAGCAGUCCGACGCAUGGUGGGAGUCUCUUUGUAGCCGCCUGCUCCCGCUCGAGGCUGCAAGCAAGACUCCGGAGGAGCCCGAGACAAGUAAAGAGGAUUCAUAA